AUGAAAACCCAGGAACUAGGGGAAAUCCAGGCAUGCAGGGGGUUCUGGGAAGCAUUUGUUGCCUUCUCUGAAAGAGCCAGGGAUUAUCUGCACAAAACCGGAAGGUUUAUUGUGAUUGGUGGGAUUGUCUCUCCCGUCCACGACUCCUACGGAAAACAGGGCCUUGUGUCGAGCCGGCACCGCCUCAUCAUGUGUCAACUGGCCGUCCAGAACUCCGAUUGGAUCAGGGUGGACCCCUGGGAGUGCUAUCAGGACACCUGGCAGACCACGUGCAGCGUGCUGGAGCACCAUCGGGACCUCAUGAAGCGGGUGACUGGCUGCAUCCUCUCCAAUGUCAACACGCCCUCCAUGACGCCUGUGGUCGGACAGCCCCAAAAUGAGACCCCCCAGCCCAUUUACCAGAACAGUAAUGUGUCCAGCAAGCCCACUGCAGCCAAGAUCUUGGGGAAGGUGGGAGAAAGCCUAAGCCGGAUCUGCUGUGUCCGCCCACCAGUGGAGCGCUUCACCUUUGUGGAUGAGAACGCCAAUCUGGGCACGGUGAUGAGGUACGAGGAGAUCGAGCUGCGGAUCUUGCUGCUGUGUGGCAGUGACCUGCUGGAAUCCUUCUGCAUCCCCGGGCUCUGGAAUGAGGCGGAUAUGGAGGUGAUCGUCGGGGACUUUGGGAUUGUGGUGGUGCCCCGGGACGCAGCUGACACAGACCGAAUCAUGAAUCACUCCUCAAUACUCCGCAAAUACAAAAAUAACAUUAUGGUGGUGAAGGAUGACAUCAACCAUCCCAUGUCUGUUGUCAGCUCAACCAAGAGCAGGCUGGCCCUGCAGCACGGGGACGGCCAUGUGGUGGAUUACCUGUCCCAGCCGGUCAUCGACUACAUUCUCAAGAGCCAGCUCUACAUCAACGCCUCCGGCUAGCAGCCGCACGGCCACACGCUCCACUCUGCCCUCGUCCUCCGCCAACACACUGGCCCUGCCAGGCUCUGUCAGUCCCCCCGUUUUUCUCCUGCCUCUCUGUUUCUCCAUCUCCUCAUCUUGACUGUUCUCCCCACUUGCUGACUCAACCCUCCACAGUGUGGGGGACCUGCAGAGAACCACAGCAUACCCUCUUCAGCAGUCAUCUUUGGACAGACUUUCCUCUAGUCUCCGGGUUGGGGGUGGGUGAGGGAACGGGGGUGGGAGUUGGGGGAAGCGCAGUCCCUGGAGACGUGCUGGUGUCUGUCUCCCAGCAUGCUCUAGAGAGCGGCUCCGGCGCCCGUCCUCCCAGCAUGCUCUGGGGAGGCGGCUCUGGCUCUCGCCUUCCCAGCAUGCCCUUUACCACGAAGGGCUAUUUUUUUCUUUCUUUUCUUUUCUCUUUUUUUUCUUUCUUCUCUUGUUUUUUGUGUUUUGUUUUGUUUUGUUUUGUUG
Odobenus rosmarus divergens (Pacific walrus) is the source of this 1398-nucleotide messenger RNA. It is a transcript of the gene NMNAT2, whose product is annotated as nicotinamide nucleotide adenylyltransferase 2. Lineage: Eukaryota; Metazoa; Chordata; Mammalia; Carnivora; Odobenidae. Gene Ontology annotation, biological process: NAD+ biosynthetic process. Gene Ontology annotation, cellular component: Golgi apparatus. Bases 1 to 909 code for a protein of 302 amino acids. Gene Ontology annotation, molecular function: nicotinamide-nucleotide adenylyltransferase activity; nicotinate-nucleotide adenylyltransferase activity. The record is from RefSeq and is a predicted model, not a curated record. The transcript is spliced from 11 exons.